Condylostylus longicornis is the source of this 1629-nucleotide messenger RNA. RefSeq lists its product as uncharacterized. The record is from RefSeq and is a predicted model, not a curated record. The transcript has 4 exons. The coding region runs from base 158 to 1390 and encodes 410 amino acids. Lineage: Eukaryota; Metazoa; Arthropoda; Insecta; Diptera; Dolichopodidae.
AUUUUAAUUUGAUUGAUCGCGGAAUGUGUAGGAGAAUGAGAGAUAAAUAAACUUUUUUUUGUUUAUAAGUUUCAAUAUUGAGAUUAUUAGUAGUUUUGUUCGGCAGUCGUCACAUCAAGUUUACGGGUGUUUUGUAAAAUUUAAAAAAUCGAAAAAAAUGGCUAAUGAUAAAAAUGAAACUGAAACAUUAAAAUCAGUUAAAGAAGAGUACAUUACUGAGGUUAUUGAAAAGGAGUUUGGAAAAAAUGCAAAAGUUAAAAAAAUCGAAGAAGUUUUAACUUCUGGUGCUGGUGAAAAUUAUGCUUCAGAUUUGCAUCGUAUUCAAGUUGAUGUUGAACUUGAAGAUAAGACCGAAACUACUGUUUCAUACAUUUAUAAAGCUAUGCCAAAUUCUGAAUUUGGUGGUCAAAUGCUUAAAGCAAUGAAUAUAUUUCCAAGAGAAAUAGAAAUUUAUACAAAAAUUAUACCGAAAUUUGAAGAACUAUAUAAAGAGGCUGGAAAAACUGUACGUUUCUCUCCAAAAUGUGUUUUUGUAGCACCCGGUGAAGAAGCUUUCCUAAUGGAAGAUUUAAAACCAAAGAAAUUUGUAAAUGCUAAACGACAAAUCGGUUUAAAUAUUGAUCAAGUUAAAAGAACUUUAGAAAAACUUGCAGAAUAUCAUGCAGCAUCUGUUAUUGUAUACGAAAGAGAUGGUUAUGCAGCCACUUAUAUAGAAGGAAUAUUUAAAGAAGAAAUAAUGAAACCAAUGUUAGAAAUGCAAAAAUCUCUAAUGAACAUUUAUAUUGAUUGUUUAAAACAAAAUGAAAAUGUGCAACCGUAUAUACAUAAAAUGCUAAAAAUGUUAGAUUAUGGUUUUGAUAAAUUUUUGGAUGCUAUGAAAGUUAAUGAAAAUGAAUUUAAUGUUUUAAAUCAUGGAGAUUUAUGGUGUAAUAAUAUUAUGUUUCAAUAUGAUGAUAAUGAUAAUAUUACAGAAACAUAUUUUGUUGAUUAUGCAGCAGCAAAAUAUGGUAGUCCUUCACAAGAUUUAUGGUAUUUUUUGUUAUCAUCUUGUGAAAAAAGUAUUAAAAUUGAUAAAUUUGAAUAUUUUGUUAAAUUUUAUCAUGAUAAAUUAAUAGAAAAUUUAAAAUUACUACAGUAUACAAAAGAAUUACCGAAACUUUUAGAUUUACAAAUACAAUUAUUAAAAAAUUCAUUAUGGGCAUUUUCAACCGUUCAAGGAUUACUACCCAUCAUUUUAGUUGAUCCAACAGAAUUAGCUACAAUGGAUAAUUUUAUGGACACCGGUGACGCUGGAAUGAAAUUUAAAAUCAUGUCAUUUUCGAAUCCCCGUUAUUUAGACGCUUUGGAAGAAUUAUUACCAUGGCUGGAUAAUAAAGGAAUAAUGGAUUAAAAAUGAAAAUGUUCGAACAUUUUCUUCUUACCGCUAUUUCUUUUUCAUAUCACGAUGUAAAAAUAUAAGAGAUUAUGCCAAAUUUUAUUUAUGGUAAUGAAUUUUUUAAUUGUGAAUUAAUUAAAUUCAAAUUAUUGUAAUAAUUAUGAAUAUAGAAUUCACAUAAAUUUUUAUUUUUUCAAUUUUUUGAUUUUAAAACUUUUUAAAUAAUUUCUAAUAAAAAUGUCAUUAAUCAAUAA